GACGAUCCGAACGUGGCUGGCCAGCAUUGUCGGGGUUUGCAUUGCUAUUGCAUCGGCAAUGGACGACACGAUUGCAGGAUCAGUGAGCUCGUCUUGGUGCCCAUCAAGCUAAACGCCAAUAUUCGAGGAUCAACGAAGAAGGAGGCGACGUUCAAGGGACCGUUCCAUUCCAGAAGUUGGAGUUUGUCGUGAAUAGCUUCUAAGGGCAUCGAAAGCCGUCUGACAGUCGGAUUGACAGGGAGCUUCAGUGUGCCAGAAACAUCAGAUCUCAGCAACCAGCAACCAGCAUUAGAUGCAAGGCUUUCCCUUUCAGUGUACACCCAGCCAUGGCACAAUUUUCACCUCCGGACACCUCUUCUCUUGAUCGUGUUGCUUAUCUUGUUGGAUAUCCUAUUGCCCAUUCAAAAUCGCCCUCAUUACAUCAUGCCAUCUACUCCGCCGUUGGACAGAGAUGGGGCCAAAUGCUCUGCGAAACGACCGACCUCGAAUGUUUCUUGAGGUACCUCAAGAGUGACCCAAAAUGCAUGGGAAGCGGGGUGACCAUGCCGUUCAAAGUUGCUGUCAUCCCCUAUCUCGACGAACUCACAGAUGAAGGGAAAGCGAUCGGGGCAGUCAACACAAUUGUAUUCAAGACCGGCCCAGGUGGAUCAAGGAUAUAUUGUGGCACAAAUACUGACUGUCUGGGGAUCCGGGAUGCCUUUCUCACAAAUGUCGAAGGCUCUCCCUACCGAGGGAAGCCUGGUCUCGUCGUUGGAGGCGGUGGCACUUGCAGAGCAGCUUUGUAUGCACUACAGCAAUUCAUGGGCUGUUCGCCGAUAUACAUAAUCAACCGUGAUGCUGGUGAGGUCGAGGCUGUGCUUCAAGAAUGUCAAGCUCGAGGAGUCGGAGAUAACCUGAUAUACGUAUCCACGACGGACCAAGCCAAAUCACUGCCAUCACCAGCAGCAGUAGUCAGCGCAGUCCCGGACUUCACCCCUGUGACAGAGACAGAGAAAAUUGUCAGAGAGAUCCUCUCCAUAUUAUUGAACGGAGGCGAGAAGGGUGCUUUGUUGGAGAUGUGUUAUCAUCCCUCUCCUGAUACUGAAAUAUCCAGACUAGCUCAAAAAGCGGGUUGGCAGGUGGUCGGCGGUAUUGAAGCCAUGAUAGGACAGGGACUUGCGCAAGCAAGUCUGUGGACUGGCAUUGAAAUCGACGACAGGCUGCGUGAUGUGGCCCGAAAGGCGGUGCAGAGACAGAUGACCAACGCAGACUGA
Messenger RNA from Cladophialophora immunda, 1253 nucleotides. Its product is annotated as shikimate-5-dehydrogenase. Bases 327 to 1253 code for a protein of 308 amino acids. NCBI's taxonomy places the organism in Eukaryota, Fungi, Ascomycota, Eurotiomycetes, Chaetothyriales, Herpotrichiellaceae. Gene Ontology annotation, biological process: shikimate metabolic process; chorismate biosynthetic process. The transcript has a single exon. Gene Ontology annotation, molecular function: shikimate 3-dehydrogenase (NADP+) activity. The record is from RefSeq and is a predicted model, not a curated record.